UUUUUUAUUUCCAUCUGAAUGGAGUUUUGAAUGAAACGAGCAUUUUCGGAGUGAGCCCCCUCGCUGGACUUUGUGCAUAUCAUGCAGCUGGCUUAGUUUUUCCAGCCCUUUCUCACUCUAUCCCUCACCCUUUCUGGGUCACUGAUAAUCCAGCGUCCCUCUGCAAAGCACCCUGGGAAAACUUGAGUUGUGUCCCCAGAGUUGACAAGUCCCUCCUGAUUUCAGACUCGGCAUGUUAUCAGACGGAACCUGAACUCUUUCCCCCUUAAACUGGCAAGUGACAUCUUUGAAGUGUCCUGACGAUGAGAGGUUAUUUGGAGAAUGUAUAAGUAGGAAUGAAGCGGUCACCUGACGACUGUGGAUCCCCACCACAUUACCCCCAUCCCAAAAGACCAUCCUUGGAGAAACACAGGAGGAGGAGGAUGAGAUCCUUCCAAGGAAAGACUAUGAGAGUUUGGAUUAUGAUCGCUGUAUCAAUGACCCUUACCUGGAGGUUUUGGAGACCAUGGAUAAUAAGAAAGGUCGCAGGUAUGAGGCAGUGAAGUGGAUGAUGGUGUUUGCCAUUGGAGUCUGCACAGGGCUGUUUAUAUACGGAGAACAGGAGGGUGUGCAGUAAGCAGCCACCGUGCUUCAGAAGAGGAGAAGCUGCCUCACUUCAAGUGACGGUAGGACCGCCCCAGCUAGCGGGCACGGUUUCCUUAACCCCAUGUCUGUAGCGGUGGAGGAGUGCAGCCAGAAAGGCUGCCUCGCCCUGUCCCUCCUUGAACUCUUGGGUUUCAACUUGACUUUUGUCUUCUUCGCGAGCCUUCUUGUCCUAAUUGAGCCAGUGGCAGCGGGUUCUGGGAUACCCGAGAUCAAAUGCUAUCUGAAUGGUGUGAAGGUGCCCGGAAUCGUGCGUCUCCGGACCCUGCUCUGCAAAGUCUUUGGAGUGCUGUUCAGUGUGGCUGGAGGGCUCUUCGUGGGGAAGGAAGGCCCCAUGAUCCACAGUGGAGCAGUGGUAGGGGCUGGCCUCCCGCAGUUUCAGAGCCUCUCUUUACGGAAGAUCCAGUUUAACUUCCCCUAUUUCCGAAGUGACAGAGACAAGCGGGAUUUUGUAUCAGCAGGGGCGGCCGCUGGAGUCGCCGCAGCUUUUGGGGCCCCCAUUGGGGGUACCUUGUUCAGUCUGGAGGAGGGCUCAUCCUUCUGGAACCAAGGGCUCACGUGGAAAGUGCUCUUUUGCUCCAUGUCUGCCACCUUCACCCUCAACUUCUUCCGUUCUGGGAUUCAGUUUGGAAGUUGGGGUUCCUUCCAGCUCCCUGGAUUGCUGAACUUUGGCGAGUUUAAGUGCUCUGACUCUGAUAAAAAAUGUCAUCUCUGGACAGCUAUGGACUUGGGUUUCUUCGUCGUGAUGGGGGUCGUUGGGGGCCUCCUGGGAGCCACAUUCAACUGUCUGAACAAGAGGCUUGCAAAGUACCGUAUGCGGAACGUGCACCCGAAACCUAAGCUCGUCAGAGUCUUGGAGAGCCUCUUGGUGUCUCUGGUGACCACCGUGGUGGUGUUUGUGGCCUCCAUGGUGUUAGGAGAAUGCCGACAGAUGUCUUCCGCAAGUCAAGUUGGUAAUGACUCCUUCGCACUCCAGGAGUAUGUGAUGUUUUCUAGCACCUUUCCCCGAAAGAGCCGGUUGAGUGAGGUCACAUCAGAAGAAGUGAAUUCCAGCAUCAAGACCUUUUUUUGUCCCAAUGAGACCUACAAUGACAUGGCCACACUCUUUUUCAACUCCCAGGAGUCUGGCAUCCUUCAGCUUUUCCACCAGGAUAGUACUUUUAGCCCCAUCACUUUGGCGUUGUUCUUCGUCCUCUAUUUCGUGCUUGCAUGUUGGACUUACGGCAUUUCUGUUCCAAGCGGCCUUUUUGUGCCUUCCCUGCUAUGUGGAGCUGCUUUUGGACGUUUAGUUGCCAACGUUCUCAAAAGCUACAUUGGAUUGGGCCAUAUCUAUUCGGGAACCUUUGCCCUGAUUGGUGCUGCGGCUUUCUUGGGCGGGGUCGUCCGUAUGAGCAUCAGUCUCACGGUCAUCCUGAUUGAGUCCACCAGCGAGAUCACGUACGGCCUCCCCAUCAUGGUCACCCUGAUGGUGGCCAAAUGGACAGGGGACUUUUUCAAUAAGGGCAUUUAUGACAUCCACGUGGGCCUGCGAGGCGUGCCGCUUCUAGAAUGGGAGACGGAGGUGGAAAUGGACAAACUGCGAGCCAGCGACAUCAUGGAGCCCAACCUGACCUACGUCUACCCGCACACCCGCAUCCAGUCUCUGGUCAGCAUCCUGCGUACCACUGUCCACCACGCCUUCCCAGUGGUCACGGAGAACCGGGGCAAUGAGAAGGAGUUCAUGAAGGGCAACCAGCUCAUCAGUAACAACAUCAAGUACAAGAAGUGCAGCAUCCUCACCCGCGCCGGUGAGCAGCGCAGGCGGAGCCAGUCCAUGAAGUCCUACCCAUCCAGCGAGCUGCGGAACGUGUGCGACGAGCACGUGACCUCCGAGGACCCGGGCGAGAAGGAGGACCUCCUGCAGCAGAUGCUCGAGCGGAGAUACACUCCCUACCCCAACCUAUACCCUGACCAGUCCCCAAGCGAAGACUGGACCAUGGAGGAGCGCUUCCGCCCACUGACCUUCCACGGCCUGAUCCUGCGCUCGCAGCUCGUCACCCUGCUCGUCCGAGGAGUUUGUUAUUCUGAAAGCCAGUCGAGCGCCAGCCAGCCGCGCCUCUCCUACGCUGAGAUGGCCGAGGAUUACCCGCGGUACCCUGACAUCCACGACCUGGACCUGACCCUGCUGAACCCGCGCAUGAUCGUGGACGUCACCCCGUACAUGAACCCCGCGCCCUUCACUGUUUCCCCCAACACCCACGUCUCCCAAGUUUUCAACCUGUUCAGAACGAUGGGCCUGCGGCACUUGCCGGUGGUGAAUGCGGUGGGAGAGAUCGUUGGGGUCAUCACACGGCACAACCUGACACGUGAGUUUCUGCAGGCACGGCUGCGGCAGCACUACCAGACCCUAUGACGGCCCGGCUCGGCCUCGCCGCCACGUGCCAGCCCGUCCUCUCCGGGAGCUACAGCUCGGGCUCCGCCGCCACGGCUGGCCAGGAAGAUUCCCAGUCGCCCGCUGGCUUGGAAAGCCUGCAAUCAUCGAACACUUUGCCGUCAGAGCUCCUGGGGGUGGUGUCAAGCCAUCAGGGUCUGGACUUGUGUGACCUCAGCCAGUGUCUUCCCGUUUCCUGCCCCCUGCGCGCCCCCAUCCAGUGCUGGCACAGGCCCCAGCCCCUCCUCCCCGCUAGCACCAGGACCAGAAGGGAAGUCAGGCCUCACCCACUGGUGGGGGCGCUCGGAGCAGGUUCCCCACCACCUCUUUGCUCCUUUCCUAGGGAACCCAGCUGUUGCCUUAAACCGUCAUGGGAGGGACCUUGACCGAGGCAAACACUGGGUGGAAUGCCAGUUGCAGAAUUCAGUCAAUUACUAAAUUGAGGAAUUGGGCCCUGAGGAAACUACGCCUGUUUCAGGGAGGCCCGCCUUCACUGGGACUCUGAAGUUGACAUCUUGAGCAGUUCAUUUUGAGGGAGGUUCUGCUUCUGGGUGUGAGCUGGUGCUCUGGUCUCGCCGCUGUGCUGUGAAUCUAGAGCCCUAGAAGCACAAAGCAUUCAAACCCCGCUAAUAGUUCCUGAACAGUAACUCUGACAGUAGGGUUAGAUUCACAUCUGCCCUAGGUUUCAGCAUUUCCGCUUCCUCUCCAUUUUCCAAAUUACCCGUGGUCUCCGAGUGCCACGUUUUUACCCUGGUCCUUUUCUUCUCCAUGGAAUUACUAAACUUUCCUUACGUUUUACCUGCAUCUUCCUGGUGAAGCAACCCCAGCCCAGAGGAUCUUGGCAUCACCCCUAAAAGCAGGGCACCCCUAGAUAAAGCUGCUUCACUUGACUCUGGGCAAUGGUGCCGUUGUUCAGAAGAUGGAAAGGAGUGAAUCCUGAGCCAGGUCCACUCACAGGUACACGACGUGGCUUAAAAAGCCAGAGUGUGACAGUACAGCAGAUGUUUAUUCGAGGAAGAGGGUGUCUGCCCUUCGCGAGCACUUCUCACUGGCCUCCUGCUGGCCAUCCGCAGCCUACCGAGCGGCUCAGCAGUGGAAACUUCAGGAGGGGUUAACAGCGGGGAGAGGGAGGUGGCUCCUGCCAGCACGUGCCCCGGGGUUUUAACAUCAAGCAAAGGAAACCUCCCUCUCUUUCAGUGACUUAGUUUCCCUUUGGGCUGGUUGGUCCUCUCUGGACAGGCACCCAAAGGCAUUUGCGCUUACUUUCCUCUUGUGCUCUCUCUACACGUUUAGCAACAUCUUAGGCCCAUCGUGCAACCGUGUGGCAGGUGUGCUCUGAGGGUCAAGGUGGCAUUCAUUUGCAUUACGUUAGUUGUUUGUUUGUUUGUUUUUUAAUCAUGGAAUUUGCCUGAGGACGUCAGUGCCAGGCCUCAGCAACACAGUUCUCUCCCCUCAGCCUCCCGACUUCUGUUGCCGCCUUUAAGCCUGGGGAGUGGGUGUCCGCCCAGCUUUGCUGGCUCAGGUCUUGCGCUCCACACACUCUAGGGAACAACUCCACCUACGCGGGGGGGCUGCAUCAGCAUCAUUGCCAAUGACUCUGGCCCCUCCAUUCCUCCAUUUUCUUAAUCUCUGACCAAGAUUACUUCGACCUAUAAAAUUUUCAACUUCUUGGGUGCACUUGACUUAUGAAACACAGAUGAAACUCCCAGUAAGUAGUUCGGGAAAUUACAAGGACCAAAGGGCAAGCCCUUCUAAAUGUGAUUGCGUUCAACCAGCUGCCAGUAUUUUAAGGCAGCAUUUGGAACUUGACCGCAUUAUUUCUUUUAUUGAGAAGCAAACCAAUGCCCAAGUCAGGCGAAUGGCAUGACCGCCCAUACCAGGAACCUGCUUUCCUCUUCCCUCUCCUUUCCUCUCCUGAAAUUGGUAGCACUGAGGUCCUGCUUGAGGAUCUCCCACCUCCAGAGGGCGGGGUCGCAGGCUGCUGGCCUCCUGGACACCCUGGGUGAGUGGUGUCGGGAUUUAUGCCUCCUGCACAUCACGUCGUGUUUAAGUCACCAGAUAUUUUGUUCCCUUCAGUGUAGCCCAGAGAUAGACGGCAGAGAGCAAACGCCUCCCUCCCCCAGAACGGACUGGACGGCCACCAAGGAGGACCCAAACCCAGCCCCUCUGGGAAGGCACGUUAUUUCGUGUCCUCUCCUGGCAUCUUGCCCUUUCCAGACAAGCCCAGAGACAAGCGGGGCUCCACUUGUAACAAAAUAACUGUAAGCCUCCCUCCUUUGAUUUCUGUUAGUUAGAAAUCUGCAUUUCAAUAUCCCACCUGUUGCCAGCCUGAUCACCUCCCAGUGAACCUGGCACCUGGAUAAACAGAAACCCUCAGGGGGCUGGGGCUGGGGUUGGCUAGAGAUGGUUUCCUGUUUCCCUGGCCGAGGUGAUGGGGGAGGGGGCCAAGAGUCCCCACCCGACUGGGGGACCUUUGUGCUCUGGGGGACGAUUUGCUUGUGACCUUGUUUAACUAACAGUCCGGACAGGAAUGGACACUUGUAUACUUGACCCAGCUGACCAUAUGACAUUUCUGAUGCAAAAUCACGCACUGACACGGCCCUGGGGGGGCAAGAAAGCCUCCGGAAGGGCCAGCAGCGCCCUCCCAGGCCUGCAGUGUUGAUGUGCAGUAUUGCCCCACGGCUCGUGGAGCUUGGUCACUUCAACAGUAGCAGCUUCCUUUCUGUUUGCACUGUUUGUUUAUGUGGUAAUGUUAGCUAAUUCUACUGUGUAUAUAAAUUGUAUUUUUUUUUUAAUUUGUAAAAUUCUAUUCUUAUUUGAACUCUUGGAACGUGGAAGUUCUCACUAUAACUGUAACAUGUCAGAAUAAAAUGUCUUCAUCUCCAUCA
This is a messenger RNA of Aethalodelphis obliquidens (Pacific white-sided dolphin), 5940 nucleotides long. RefSeq names its product Cl-/H+ antiporter 6 (gene CLCN6). The record is from RefSeq and is a predicted model, not a curated record. Gene Ontology annotation, biological process: chloride transport; transmembrane transport. Lineage: Eukaryota; Metazoa; Chordata; Mammalia; Artiodactyla; Delphinidae. Gene Ontology annotation, molecular function: voltage-gated chloride channel activity. The transcript is spliced from 23 exons. Gene Ontology annotation, cellular component: intracellular membrane-bounded organelle; lysosomal membrane. Bases 707 to 3034 code for a protein of 775 amino acids.